This is a messenger RNA of Hipposideros armiger (great roundleaf bat), 933 nucleotides long. RefSeq names its product LYR motif containing 7 (gene LYRM7). The record is from RefSeq and is a predicted model, not a curated record. Gene Ontology annotation, biological process: mitochondrial respiratory chain complex III assembly. The transcript has 5 exons. NCBI's taxonomy places the organism in Eukaryota, Metazoa, Chordata, Mammalia, Chiroptera, Hipposideridae. Bases 230 to 562 code for a protein of 110 amino acids. Gene Ontology annotation, cellular component: mitochondrial matrix. Gene Ontology annotation, molecular function: protein folding chaperone.
ACCUGGAGGCUUCUCGCGGUUUUACCGGAAGACCCCUGUUCUAAGCAACUCCUCUCCGUCGUCCCUCCGCGGGAGGCGGGGCUACGAUGGAGAUACUGCGUGGUGAUUGGUUGCGGCGCGUUGGGAACGUGGACUCGGGAGUUGGACAGCGCACGCUAGGCAGUGAUUGGUUGCCGAGAGGCGAGUGGACUCCACCGUCUGAGAGGUAGCCGCCGCGGUGAGGAGAGCCAUGGGUCAGGCGGCCAAGGUUUUACAGCUCUUUAAAACACUGCACAGGACAAGGCAACAAGUUUUUAAAAAUGACGCCAGAGCAUUAGAAGAACAAAAUAUGGAAUGGAUGGAUAAAAGUUUAAAGUAUUACCUAUGUCUGAGCUUUCUGUGCACUUGGAAUGGUUACAAAAAGUUACAGCUAAUAAAAAUAGGCUCUGAUGUUGAAUUGGUACUCAGAACAUCUGUUAUACAAGGUAUUCACACAGACCACAAUACACUGAAAUUGGUCCCUAGGAAAGACCUUCUUUUAGAAAAUGUGCCAUAUUGCGAUGCACCAACUCAGAAGCAGUGAAUUUUCUAGGAUAAAAUCACGUCUUUGUAAUUUUUAACUUUAAAAUGUAUAACUGGCAAAAGUCCUGGAAAUGCAGAUAUUUUUCUCUGAACUGGCAUAUUGAAAAUGAGUGAAUUAAAGUAUUGUUUUAUAAUUAAAUUUCAUGUUAGAAAGACAUUGCUGAAAACUACAAACCAUAGUUAAGUAUUUCUAAAGAACAUAAGAUAUUUCAUUUUCAUUGAAAGUAAAUGCUUAGGGUGGUAUAUCAUAUUUACUUCUCUUUGACCUUGAUGCAUAUUUUGGUCUUACCAUAACUACCAUAUUUUGCUGUGUAUAAUGCACACUUUUUUGCCCAAAUUUGUGAGGGAAAAAUAAGAAUGCAUAUUAUAUGU